AUGACAGAAAUAAAUGAAGUCAUUAAUGUACAACCACUUGCAUUUGUGCAUAAUAAUGAAUUAGUUUGUGUUGAGGAAGGAAAUGUACAAGGAAAUAAAAAAUUUUCUUGCUUCAAGAUUUUUAAAUUGAAGGGACCCAUUGACGUUAAUUAUGUGAUUGAUGCUAUAUUCCCUCCCUCCGUAAGAAAUUAUUAUGAUUUAAAUGUAUGCGAAUAUAAAGGAUCAUCCGCAAAGGUUAAGUUUCAAUAUAAUGAUCAAACACCAACGGAUUUGAUUGGACAUAUGAAAAAUUCCGCGUCAAAAUUUUAUCAUAUAUCCGAAAAUGGACUUGCUGACUGGGCUGCAUCGGAUACCGUUACGUUUAAAUCCCUUUAUCGGAAUGUCGAUUUAACUUCACAACAGCUCGAUAGUUUAUCCGAUGUUUCAUCUUCCGAUGACAAUGUUUUAGUCACAUCCUCUUCCUCGUCACUUGAACAACUAUAUCCGAUUAUAGAUGAAGAAUCAUUUGAACAAGAAAUGAAAGAAUUGUCUGAAAAGAUUAAAUCAUCAUCACCACAUUUAUUGAAUUACGAUUUAGAAAAGAUUUUUCAUAAAUCAUUUCAAAGAAGGGAUAAAUCUAUCACCUUUCGUGAUUUGCGAAAUGAAUUUUUUAGUCAAAUACAUGAAGUUGUAUGUCUCGUAAAUAAACCUUUAAAUUCCAAAAAAAUUAAUCAUUUGGUUUUAGGUCAAGAGCAGAUCAUCAACGAUUUAACUAGACUUUUAUAUAAGCACGUUGAAAAUUAUAUCUCCAAAGGAGCUUGUUUAAAAAAUUAUAGAUUUGUAAUUAUUAUAGCUUUAUGGAAUUUGAUUAACGCGUUUAAAUCAGUACAGUUUUCAUUUAAAUUACUGAAGGAGACUGAUGCAAAAUUUGUACAAAUCCUUAAAGCACAACAACCUCAUUUUAUGGCUCAUUUGACAAACAUGGACCAAAUCAUAAUGGAUGUCUUGAUUCUUUUGGAGGAUAAUAUUAAUUCAGAGAAAUACGAAAGACUUCAACGACGGCUCGUAAAUUUUGUUGGGGCGACUGAAGAUUUAAUGAGACUCAUUAUGAUUAUUAAUCAACAAUUUAAUGAGGAAUUGGAAAAAUUGGAAAAACAAGAGAAAAAUUUAACGACCAAAUUAUACAUUGCCGCUAUGACAAUCGGAUUCGCAGCAUUGAUUAUAGGUGGAUUCAUUCUUAAAAAGAGGAAUUAUCUCAAUAAAGCUGAGAAAUAUUUUGGAAGUACAUUAGCAUGUACAACGGGAGUGGCGAUGAUAACAGGACUUACAGCCAAAAUCGAUUUGCAAAAUUCUAUAAAACAGCAGACAAAUAUACUUGACCAAUUAAAAAAAACACAUUUGAAAUUAUUUGAAUGGAAAAAUCUUGGUAAAUUAUAUAUAGAUCGGGAUAUUGAUGGCAUGAAUAAGUAUAGAAUGAAUUUGGCCGAUAAUUUUGUUACCAUUAGAUUUCAAUGUGAAGAACUUGGUAAAAUUUUUGAUUAA
This is a messenger RNA of Funneliformis geosporum, 1521 nucleotides long. NCBI's taxonomy places the organism in Eukaryota, Fungi, Glomeromycota, Glomeromycetes, Glomerales, Glomeraceae. The record is from the annotation of a GenBank genome assembly.